ACAAGUCGAAAGUAACUCACCUCCCUCUUCUCUACCCACCGAGUAUCAUUCCUAACCAGCCUCCUUCUCUCAUCAAAAAUGAUUGCCGCCAUCUUUGCUCUCCUUCCGUUCGCCCUCUUCGUCGCUGCAGACGGUCAGUGCAACACUGGUGCAAUUUCGUGCUGCAACAGUGUCACCACCUAUGAUUCACCGGAAGCUCAGAAAGCCUUCAACCAGACUGGUCUCGUCGACGUUGCUGCAGUUGUAAACGCCUUUGUCGGUCUCUCGUGCUCUGGUGUCACCGUCAUUGGUACAUCCUCCGGCUGUGAAGCCAACCAGGAGCCACUUUGCUGCGAGGACAACAAAUACAACGGUCUCGUCAACCUUGGCUGCACACCUAUCAACGUUAACCUUUAAGCGACGGAUUAUAAUGGGGGUUGCGGAUACUCACUGGGACAGUAUACCUUAAUUAGUUGAUCGUUAUUUGUCAACAUACGCUCCUUGCUGUGCAUUCGUCAGUAGCAGUACCAUGAUACCUUCCUGCCUGCCAAUGGAACUUAAUACUGUUUCGUCUUUUUGAUCAUUGGGCGAUUGUCAGACCUAGAUAAUUUCGUGGCGCACUUCUGUUC
Molecule: messenger RNA, 608 nt
Organism: Suillus clintonianus
Lineage: Eukaryota; Fungi; Basidiomycota; Agaricomycetes; Boletales; Suillaceae
Product: fungal hydrophobin
Exons: 3
Coding region: 79-396 (105 amino acids)
Cellular component (GO): fungal-type cell wall
Molecular function (GO): structural constituent of cell wall
Source: RefSeq, a predicted model, not a curated record